AUGAGUACCUUCUUCCGCGACGUGGAAUUCCAGACCGUGGACGGGCUGACCCUUAGGGGCUGCUUCUAUCCCGCUCCUGGCCGUGGUCCUGCAGCCAUCAUUACGCCCGGGUUUAACUGCGUGAAGGAGAUGUUCGUGCCAGAGGUGGCCGAACAGUUCCAGCUUGCCGGAAUUUCAGCACUCAUUUACGACCCACGCAGCCUAGGCCUCAGCGAUGGUCAGCCCCGGAACGAGAUCGACCCGAUGAAGCAGGUCUCAGAUUACUCAGAUGCGCUGACCUACCUCCGCGGCCUUCCCGAAGUCGAUCCGGAGCAGAUCUUCUUCUGGGGCCAGUCCUUUGCCGGCUGCGUCGCACUCUGUGCUGGCGCCCUCGACAAGCGCGCACGCAUGGUCGUUUCCAUCUGCCCACUACUGGACUUUGAACUCACGCCGCAAAAGUUCCCCCGCGUUCUCGCACGCAGCAUGGCCGACCGCGAGUCCCGCGCCGCCGGCAACCCGCCAGUCUUUUUGCCUGUGCUGACCGAGGACGGCGUCAACCCCGCCGGCCUGGGUAUUGGCGCCGACAAGGAGGAGUUUGAUUACAUGGUCAACGCCAAAAAGUACGGCGCCAGUCGCCACGAGAACAGAACGACGCUUCAGUCGUACUACAAACUCAUUAUGUGGCAGCCCCAUGGUAUAAUGAAGUACAUGUACCAAACGCCCGUUCUCAUGGUCAUUCCCGAGCUGGAUCAGAUCUCGCCCCCAGAUCAGCAAUUUGAUCUGUUCGGCACGUUUCCAGGCCCGAAAAAGGCGCACGUAUCUGUUGGCAAAGGACAUCUUAAUGUACUCAGCGGUCCAGAGUUCCCAGACCUGGUUAAGAUGCAGGUGGACUUUAUCAAGAAUGUUUUGGCUGGAAAGGUAGAUGAGUAUGUGGGUGUUGCGCACGGAACGAGCAAUGGCGAGACCAAUUGA
Colletotrichum paranaense is the source of this 951-nucleotide messenger RNA. Its product is annotated as DltD domain-containing protein. The coding region runs from base 1 to 951 and encodes 316 amino acids. The record is from RefSeq and is a predicted model, not a curated record. NCBI's taxonomy places the organism in Eukaryota, Fungi, Ascomycota, Sordariomycetes, Glomerellales, Glomerellaceae. The transcript is spliced from 2 exons.